This is a messenger RNA of Formica exsecta, 1872 nucleotides long. It is a transcript of the gene Ssu72, whose product is annotated as RNA polymerase II subunit A C-terminal domain phosphatase SSU72. The record is from RefSeq and is a predicted model, not a curated record. The transcript is spliced from 4 exons. The coding region runs from base 322 to 909 and encodes 195 amino acids. Gene Ontology annotation, biological process: termination of RNA polymerase II transcription. NCBI's taxonomy places the organism in Eukaryota, Metazoa, Arthropoda, Insecta, Hymenoptera, Formicidae. Gene Ontology annotation, molecular function: RNA polymerase II CTD heptapeptide repeat phosphatase activity. Gene Ontology annotation, cellular component: mRNA cleavage and polyadenylation specificity factor complex; nucleus.
GCUAUUCAUUCCCGUUAGAAGAAUUUCGUAUGGCCUUUACGGAGACAAUUAUAUCUGACAUUUGACCGGAUCGCGUUGCGCCCAUAUUACGCUCAGAUUUAAAUCAUACGAUAAAAAAAAAUAUUACACGCGCAUAUCGAGGAAGAGAGAGAGAGAGAGAGAGAAAGAUACACGUCAGAAUUCGUAUAUUUUCAAUCAAAUGUAUUUCUCGUAACCUUGCGGACGUAACCUUCAAGCGUGACAGUUUCAGCAUCUUUGGCUUACGAGACAAUACGGCAUUUUUAUCACGGCUUUUUCACGGUCGCUAGAACGCGCGAGAGAAUGCCAGCGCCAAAUUCCAUCAGCGUAGCCGUAAUAUGUUCCAGUAACAUGAACAGGAGCAUGGAAGCGCACGCUUUCCUAAGCAAAAAGGGAUUCAACGUGAAAUCAUUUGGAACCGGCGAUAAGGUCAAACUACCUGGAACUGCACCGGAUCGUCCUAAUAUCUAUGACUUUGGUACUUCGUACGAAGAGAUCUACAAUGAUCUAUUAAUGAAAGACAAACAAUAUUAUACACAGAAUGGUUUAUUACAUAUGCUGGAUCGGAAUCGUAGGAUAAAACCUAGACCAGAACGAUUUCAAUUGUCCAAGGAUAAGUUCGACAUUCUAAUUACAUGUGAAGAGCGCGUGUACGAUCAAGUAAUUGAAUGCAUGGAAUCUAGGACUAAGGAAGAUAAUCAACCAGCGCAUUUAAUCAAUAUCGAUAUUCAGGAUAACCACGAAGAAGCCACAGUAGGAUCGUUUCUUAUAUGCGAGCUAGUGACAGUGUUGGCGAAUAGCGAAGAUUUAGAUAAUGACAUAGACGAAUUACUCCACGAAUUUGAGUCUAAAUUCGCGAGGACAAUAUUGCACACCGUGCUGUUCUAUUGAAAGUCCGUUACCGUUACGAAAAUCAUCAGAAACCUGGUGUUCUUCGAACCUCAAGCUUAAUUGUAAGAGAAAUUAAAUUAUGUGUAUAACACUUAAAUAUAUAUAUACCGCGUAUAUAUUCAUCCACCGGCUCAUGUGGAUUGAAUUCUGAUUUGAACAGAGGAUUCCGCUUGUGCUUCCUACUUAACGAAUGAUUAUUCUCGCGGAAUCGUACUGUUAAAGUCGCGAUAUCCCAGGAAUAUCGUCAAAUUGGCAUUAUGUUACGAUUAAUCGGGGUUUGUAGAAUAAUAUCGAAAUUUGUAAACAUAUACAAAAUGAAAAGAUAUUGGCAGUAGGGAGAAAGGAGGACGAGAGAAUAAAUGAAAGAGUAUAAAAUAUAAAAUAUUUAAUUUCAGCGUAUAUACAAAUAUAUACACGUACGCAUAUCGUAUACGAUUGCACGAUUGCAUGUGGAUUAUAAACCUGUGACGUGCAUAUACGUUUGCAUGCCCGUACAUAAUAGAACAAUCGUACAGCUGUUAAGUUUAACAUUACAAAGAAUAAUAGAUUCUGGGAAGUGCAGAGACCAGUGUGAUACUUUUCGCAUUCAAUGUUGAUCGAGAUGAGCGUACAAUCUUCGGGCUUUCUCACGUUUAUUCUUAUUAACAUGUUUAUUAAUUAUCUUCCACGGUUUCUUCACUUUGUCAGACUGAUCGUCAGUCGAUUCUGUUAAACUGACCGUUGAUCCUGCGUGCCUGAAAAAAAAUAAUUGUAUCAAUUGAAUGAAUUUUGUAUAUGAGAAUACACACACGACGUUCCAACAAUUGUACAUAUUGUAUCUCAAUCGCGUGCGAGCCUCAUUCGGAUAUUAGGAUUUUGGAUUUAGACGCCCCGCAUUGAUCGAUCUUACAUAAAUUAUUACUAUUGUCGCAAUCUAUUAUAUAUACACGAGCGACUUUACAAAUAAAACGAACAUUUUGACAU